Molecule: messenger RNA, 1140 nt
Organism: Lachancea thermotolerans CBS 6340
Lineage: Eukaryota; Fungi; Ascomycota; Saccharomycetes; Saccharomycetales; Saccharomycetaceae
Gene: TDA11
Product: Tda11p
Exons: 1
Coding region: 1-1140 (379 amino acids)
Source: RefSeq, a predicted model, not a curated record
AUGAGCAAGCUCGAUGGGUUUAUAGAGGAGCACGAUCGGGAGUCCAACAUUGAUAGCGGUGCGCGACUAGAAAGCACAAAACCGAGCCCGAAGGUAGGCUCACCUGCUCAGAGAGUUCGUCAGAAUGGCGUAAAGAGCCCUAUACUACAGACGCAAGCGACCCCUGCCAAACCAAGCGAGCAAGAACACCCAUUGAAAGAGACGCCUACGCGCGCGACGGCUGGCGGGAAAAUGACGCGCUCAAACACGCUCAAGCGACUGUCGUUGAUCCAGCCGGUUAUCUCACCCGAGACCACACCGAAAGAACACCGGCAGCAACAGGCGACACGAAACAGGUCGCGCAGCGUGGUCUCGGUCCAUUCCAGGAGCAGCAGUUCGGCAUCUGAGCAGCUUGCGGACGCGACCAAGGAUGUUAAUGCGCUCUUGCAGCUGCUGGCGAACAAAGAACUCGAGUUGCUGGAAACGAAACACAAAAUCGAAGAGCUGAAGAAGACUCUCACGCAAGAGGAAAAGGCCCUGCUGCGGCAGACACAUGAGCUACAAGACCUGAAGACACAGGUGGGCAAGGCGUUGAACAGUGGUAUAGACGAGCAAAUACAGCAACAAAGCCAAAGCAGCCACCAUUCCCCAAAUCAAAGAUCGCUCGCAGUACCGACGAGCCACACACCCGGCAACGAGAGCCGGCCCGCUCACGCCAAGAAGGAAUCGGUAUGGACAAAGCCGCUAUCAUUUUUGAACCAGUUCGACCAGUUAAUCCAACACGAGCUGGAGAAGAAGCUAAAUUGGGACGACGUGGCAUCACCCGAGAAAACACCCGGCGCGGAGUCGGGCACUUUGUCAGGCCGAAGUGCGAGCCCGGCUUCCUACAACAACGGCAACAGCAACAACAACAACAACAACAACAGCAACAGGGGACGGCCCAACGAGGACGUUCUGGGGAACAUGUCGUCGUCAUUGUGGAGCUUUGUCAGUGACGUGAAAACAGGACUUUUGGGGAUCAACGAGGAGGAGGAGGAAGAGAGCGCCGAAGCGCCUGCGGUGGCGAGCAGCGGCGAGAGCAACAACCAGCUCAGGUUCGUGGGCAGUAAGAACAACAGCGAGGUCGAACUGAAGGAAUAUAAUGCGAGCAAGAGGCAAUAG